AUANGUGAAAAAGUAUUCCCUUGUAUGAGCAAUCUUCAAGGUCAUAUGAGAAUCCAUACGCAGGGAACUAAAUUCAUUUGCCCACAAUGUAAUAAAGAAUUUGCUCUUUCGAGGAAUCUCAAUAUCCACAUGCGAUCCCACAGUGGAGAAAAACCUUACGAAUGUCCAAUCUGUAAGAAACGAUUUGCCAGAAAGGAAAACAGAAAAGCUCAUUUAAAAUCGCACACGGGUCUUAAACCGUUCAUGUGUCCUCAUUGCGGAAAAACCUUUUCCAGAAAAUGUCACGUGAAAGAACACAUGAGGAUUCACAUAACUUCCACUACUCAUCCAUGCGAAAUGUGCAGUGAAACAUUUUCUUCCACACGACAAUUGAGACGACAUAUGGUGAAUGCUCAUCAAAAACAUUACGAUCACGUGUGUACCGUCUGCGGGGACGUAUUCGAACACGCCAAGAGCCUCGAUCAUCAUCUCCAAAAAGCUCAUCAAGUACUGACAACAUGCGUGGAAGACAAUUCGUUAGAGGAGAUGUCGGAGUCAUCGCCGGGUCAAAGUUCGUCUUCUGGUGACUUGAAAGAUCUAGAAAGUAGCGAAUGCAGUAGUAUGUUAGAAGAAGGAGCGGAGUCACCCGUUUCUGUCACUGAUGAUAGUGUAGUACCCCCGGCCGAGGCGUCCAGUUAAAUGUCACCAAAGCGAUCAUCACCAGCUGCCUUGUGUCU
Messenger RNA from Centruroides sculpturatus (bark scorpion), 716 nucleotides. Its product is annotated as zinc finger protein 37-like. Gene Ontology annotation, biological process: regulation of transcription by RNA polymerase II. Gene Ontology annotation, cellular component: nucleus. The transcript has a single exon. Lineage: Eukaryota; Metazoa; Arthropoda; Arachnida; Scorpiones; Buthidae. Gene Ontology annotation, molecular function: DNA-binding transcription factor activity, RNA polymerase II-specific; RNA polymerase II cis-regulatory region sequence-specific DNA binding. The annotation marks the transcript as partial. The record is from RefSeq and is a predicted model, not a curated record.